Anguilla rostrata (American eel) is the source of this 6684-nucleotide messenger RNA. RefSeq names its product thyrotropin-releasing hormone receptor a (gene trhra). The coding region runs from base 691 to 1905 and encodes 404 amino acids. The transcript is spliced from 2 exons. Gene Ontology annotation, cellular component: membrane. NCBI's taxonomy places the organism in Eukaryota, Metazoa, Chordata, Actinopteri, Anguilliformes, Anguillidae. Gene Ontology annotation, biological process: phospholipase C-activating G protein-coupled receptor signaling pathway. Gene Ontology annotation, molecular function: thyrotropin-releasing hormone receptor activity. The record is from RefSeq and is a predicted model, not a curated record.
UAACGCUGUACCACUACCCUGAUGACGAAUGGCUUGUUCCAUCGUCUAAUUUCAGAACGCAUCUGAGUGGUGUAUUGUGCACGCUGAGCACGGAGCGCCUUUACCCUCAAGAGCAGAUCCGACGCACUCUCUUCGGCUGUCUCAGUCCGCCCUAACCACUCUCUGCGAUUUACAAAGACGUCAGAUCUUGCCUUCACAGCAUCGCUUUCUCCGACUGUCAAAAACCUUUUGGGACUUGAAACAUAAAUAGAUCAUUCUGAUUCACCUUGUCUCUCCGCGUGCCAAUUUUCAAGUUUGAUGCGCUUUUGUGUUUUCGAGUUACGAGGCAGGGAAAUUAAUACAACGUUUUAACAAGUAAUCUCUGCUUUACAAGAACGUGCAGUAAGUACAGUUAUCGCUUUCCCAAACACAGGGAAUAGCUAAGCGAGUAGGCGAAACGUUGUAUAACUGCAUGUAGUCUACAAACAAACGAAGCGUCACCUGAAGCGCGUCUAGAUUUAAUGUUGUUUCAAAGCAUUUUCGUAAUUUGUCCUUAUUUUUAAAAAAAGUUAGUUCACUUUUUUUCUUCUUUUGCAAGACCAGGCUUUUUUCAAGUCAUCUAAUGUGUGCUCAUUGUAUCCGUCAACUUUACGGUCCUAACAUUAAAUUCUGAAAUUAUUCGCUGAGAACAUCAGAUAAAAAAACGAAAAUAUGGAGAAUGUUACUUCCAUUCCAGGGAAUCAGACUUUUGGCAACUGGACCGAAUACAGUAUUAAAUACAAAGUGGUGAGCAUAUUGUUAGUUACCCUUAUCUGUGGGGUUGGGAUUGUGGGCAACGUUAUGGUCAUUUUAGUGGUCCUCACGACCAAGCACAUGCGGACACCCACAAACUGUUAUCUGGUGAGCCUAGCAGUCGCUGACCUUAUGGUGUUGAUCGCAGCGGGUUUACCGAACAUCACCGACAGCCUUUACGGACAUUGGGUGUACGGAUAUACCGGAUGCCUCUGCAUUACUUAUUUCCAGUACUUGGGCAUAAAUGCGUCCUCGUGCUCAAUCACAGCAUUCACUAUAGAAAGGUAUAUCGCCAUUUGUCACCCGAUAAAAGCCCAAUUUCUCUGUACACUUUCCAGGGCGAAGAAGAUAAUCGUGCUUGUGUGGGCUUUCACAUCCCUCUACUGUGUCAUGUGGUUCUACCUGUCGGGCAUUGAACAGAAUGUUUACGCGGGUAACGUUACGACUGUCAACUGCGCUUAUAAAGUGUCCCGAAACUUCUACUGGCCAAUAUACUUCACGGAUUUUGCGGUAUUUUAUGUACUGCCCUUAAUGCUAGCCACUAUACUGUAUGGUCUUAUCGCAAGAAUUCUUAUUCUAAACCCGCUACCUUCGGACCCCAAAGAAAACAAAAAAAAGUUGAAAAAGGAUUCCAGUCAAGGAAAUAUGGGAAUUAGUUCAAAAAACUCCAAUUGCACCAGCAGCACGACAGCUGCCUCGCGGAGACAGGUUACAAAGAUGCUGGCUGUAGUGGUGAUCCUCUUUGCCCUGCUCUGGAUGCCUUACCGGACACUGGUGUUGGUGAACUCCUUCCUGGAUCCGGCAUACCUGGACCUGUGGUUCAUACUCUUCUGCCGCCUCUGCAUCUACCUGAACAGCGCCAUCAACCCCGUCAUCUACAACGCCAUGUCACAGAAGUUCCGUGCCGCCUUCAAGAAGCUGUGCAACUGCGGGCCACAGCGCUCGGAGAAGCCUGCAGCCUAUAGCGUGGCCCUCACCUACAGCGUCAUCAAGGAGACCUCCAAUGGGGAGAGCCCUGACCACUACACCACUGAGCUGGAUGACCUCACAGCCACUGAGGAGUUUCUUCCCAGCAAAAGACUGUCGUUUGAUGACAGUCACCUGUCAGGCAAGGUUACUUUCAGCAAUGCCUGAUUUGGGGGAAGGGGUGGCCAUUAAAAUGUAUCCUGUCCAAGUGUCACUGUCUUGUGAUCAGUAUUGCCUAUCUUAGCUCUACUUAGGAGCUUUCUUCUGCUGAUUUUUUUAAAGCCAGCUGGUGGUAGUUUAGGAGUGUAUGAAUCGUAGACAUUGUUUUUUUUUUGCUACUGAUCAUGUUUGUCAGCUGUGUACGUAGAAGGUACAAUUUAUAUUGUGUCUGUGUGCAUUCAUGCAUUUAUGAUUAAUAAAAUUACUGAUCUGCUGGGUCUGUAAAUGUCCAUGGGGCUAAGGCCAUGUGGCAAAGAUCCCAUUUGAAAAGCAAGAUAGACUGAUAAAUUAUGCUGAGGGUUUGCUGUUCAAUCACAAAGACAGUGUUCUUGUUUCUCACAGGGAAUUGCUUCACUAUCCUGCAAUUAUAAAAAGUUCAACCCAAUGUUCCCGUUCUGAUUUAAAUCAAAAUACGGACAAAAUUAUAGUUUUGUAUUACAUGGAUUCCAUCAGUUGUCAUUGUGCCAGAUUUAUCUAAUUGCAUGCAAAAAAAGACUACCAAUUUCACAUUCUGAAAACCGGUGUGCAUGUGUUGCAUUGUACCACACAAUGCCCGACGAAUGGGAAUGGUGUUGAGUAUUUUGCUUUAACAUGAUGAUUCAUUCAGGUACAUAUUUAAGAUGGUAAAUAUUUUAUUUUUUGGUGAUGUUUUAAUUGCAGUUUUGUAAAAAAGAAGAAAAAAAGAGAAGUGUAACUUGAAUUGAAUGUUUAAAUAUAUAUUUUCAUCUGUAUAUGUUGAAAAAAACAAUCAUUGAUGUGAAACUGAGUUCAGGGUCACUGAAGAGAAUGAAUCGAAGUCCCAUGAGUGAUCAUCCUGCCCUAGGGGUCAUGUGACCUGUAAGGUGAGCAGUUUUUUGUAGAGACACAGCACAUGGGACCAGAAAAAGGAACCUGAAUUUGACUCAACAAUGGGUCUUAUCCAAAAACUGCUCAAACCAGUUGGCAACAUUACAGUGUUGUUCUUACCGAAAAAUAUAGUAUUCAAAGAAAAAAAAUCUUUAUUUACUUGUACUGAUUUUUAUUGCUCAUGGUCACUAGUUGCUGCUCCAUUUACAUUAAAUUUUAUCCUGGUAUUCAGUGUCUUAUUAGAGGCUGAAUCGUAAUGAAUACUGAAUAAUACAAAUUUAAAAAAGGAAAAUCAUGCAUCACUCCUAGUCUUGUAUGUGAAAACUCAAAACUAAAGAGUAAAGGACUGUACCAGGGUACACAUGGGGUCGUUGAUUACUAUUUUAUGACAAAAUGAACAGGAGUGGGAAGAGUUUGGAGAUGUUUCUGCCACUUUCAAUACUAAUAUUGAAGAAAUACUAACGCCUGUACUAGCCAGCACAGUUAUCUGAGUGUUGGGUUAUACUGCUGUGGCACUCGGAUGGUCAGCUCCACUCUUUGUUUUGGUCAUUUAUAUCAUAUUACCUUCACUGUUGUGAUUUCUGAGAUUCCUCCCACUGUUUGUUACAGUUGAAGGGUGGUCUUACAUGUUUGGGAGGUGAAGCUGCGUUGGGUAGAAGGCAAAGAGAAAAACGAGAAAUUACCUCAGAGCUAAUAGUGAAUUUUUUUCAUUUUUGUCUAUAGGACUUUUUAUCCUUUUUAUUCUUGAACUUAUUUACAUUCUUAAGUCUUUAGAUAGUUUCUGUUAUCAAAGCCUUUCUGUUGAGAGACUCAAAUCGCAAAAGACAAGAUUAAUAUUUAUUCUUUCAGUUGUGUUUGAAAUAGCAUCUUGAACUUUUAUUUAUAAACAAGCUUAUCCAUAUACAUUUGAAAUAGGCUACAUUUGUUAUUGUCCAUAGCUGUGCUCUUUGAGGUUUGUUAAGUGACAUUGUCUACCUGACCUUGAAAUGUCAUCUGUGAAUAACACAGUUUACGUCAAUAAUGACACUAAAUAAAAGUGGUCUAUAAUAUUGUACAGUUUUUGUAGUUUUGUAGAUUUUGUGAAUGGGAUUUAGAAAAUGCUCAGGAAACAUAAAAUGUGGCUAAUGGUCAAUAUAUCACAUUAACAGAGGCAAGGAGUAAAUGUACAAGUCUUUUAAAUAGCUAUUUUUUUCUUUCAAAAUUUUUUGUGGACUGUGAGUUCCAUAUUUUUUAUGGGCAGACCGUUUAUUUACAGAUGGUUGGCAACCCCAGGUGUCACUCGUGCGGAACACUGCACUCUCAAUCCUCGUGCAAUUUAAGGACAGAGAAACAGCCUACUGCGGCCACAAAGGCACUCAAGCCAGGAGAUGAGGUGAAGCUCUCAUCCCCCGUGUGGGCGUUAGGCUUGCACACAGGGCUGAAGGAGGAACCACACGUGUGCAUUUCAAACAGAAAACUUCAAAGCAAAUUCAAGAAAAAAAUCAGGGAGAAGCUUAAACAACUAUUAACUGUCCUGACCUAUAAGCCUGAGACGUGGUGCAUGGUCUGCUUGCAGAUUACUGCUAAAAUGUUUCAUUUUAGAUGUUUGUUGAAUGAACCCUGAUUGAACUACCACACUCUUAACUGGAGGACAACGUUGGAUCACUCAUUUCCUUUGGCUGCAGCAAAUUCUGGGACUGGGACAUGGAAUGAGCUUCACAGUUGUCUCUGUGAUGAAUAACAGUGUGACUUUCUCACUGCACACCGUACAGUUUGCCAGCUUCAUUUGUUUUUCCGCAUCCAAGCCUACACCUCAGCAGCCAAAAUGUUUUGCAGACGCAUCUCUGCAAGGCUGGAAAGAGUCAGAGAGCUCAAGUCUUCAAUAGAAGGGCCUAGAUUACCUGAGGCUAAUGGGACACAGACUGAGCAAACACCAUUCAGGAAGGGAUUCUGAACAGUGUGGUAGAUGCCAUGAUGAAGCACGGCCAGGAACAUCCAAUAUUUAUCUAUGGAAAAAAUACUGUGACACAGGUUAGGACUGCUGAUCGGAACUUGGCAGUCAGAAAACUGCCCCACAGGCAAUUUUGAAUGCUCUGUGUCAAUGGGUCUGUCAUAUAAGCUUUGGAUGUUUCAGCGGCUUAACUGUGUGGAGAUAAUGUAGUGACUCAGAUGGUUACAAUCUGUUAACUAUUUAUUAUUUUGUUUUUGUAUUUGUAUUUACAUACAGUAGAUAUGGUCAAAGUUCCCUUACAGUGGGAGAUCAGUUAGCAAUGCAUACAAGUCAGCUGUUCCUGGUGCAACAGAACAUGGUUGCAGACACCAAAAGACAGGGUUCCCUAAACUGGUGGACAGGGACACCACAGGAGUCAUUAGCAAAGUGGAAAAAUAAUUCCCCUUUGAAUAGCACUCAGUUUUAUAGAGUACAUAUUUUAGAUUUACAAAUAAAACAAAGUAUAUAAAGUUUACAUGCAAUUUCUAACAUUAUUGUCACUGUAAGUGAUUAAACACUUUUUUUCAGUUCAUAAUGUAUUGUGUCCUAUUGUGCUUAACACGUAUCUGAUAAUACAUAAUUUCAUAUUUGACGCAACAUUGCCACUGCAUAUUAGCCCACGGCUUGUCUUUGGGCAGAGGAUGGUUAUCUUUGUAAGGAUUCCUAGACAUUAAAAGGUUUGGGUUACCCCUGCCAUAACACAGUUAAAAGCCUCAGUAAUCAUUUUUAACUCCUUUGUUUAAAAACAUCAGUGGGCCGUGAAUAGAUCAACAAUUUGUACACCUGUACACAAUAUUAAAUGUGGUUUUGAAAUGUUUUUGCAGGGGAGCAGACUAACAUGGAUCACUUUGACAUAUGGAUACUUCUCUGCCGGCUGGCCCAGUAGAUAUGCAUUAUUUUAAGAUGCAUUGUAGACAUCAAAGUGAUUGAUCUCUCUGCUGACACGUAUUCUAAACACAUCUCACUAAACACUGGUGUCAGCACAAAUAAUGCUUCAGCACCAAGAUAGAGUAUCUGAAUGACAAACAGGCAUGGGAUGAGUUAUAGCAUUAUAAUCAAGCUUAUAUUAACAUGGCCAAAAACAAAUCAUUUACACAAUAAUAUGCUGCAGUCUGUAGAAGCAUCAUCAGUCAUUUAUUAUAUUUAGAGGAUAAAUAGUAAUUGGAAUUCUACCAUGCAGUAUUAAUUUAGCUGUUUAAAAAAAGAGAAAUAAAAUGUGUUUACUGCACUGUCCCAUUUUUUAUUGUUGAUUGUGCUGUACAAUCUAGAACUGAUGUAAAGGUUUUUCAAAUCCAGUACAACUGUUUUCCUGUAGUGUUAUAAUGGAAAAAGUCAUUGUAAUGUUUCAUUGUGGUGUUUAAAUUGCAGUCUGUGUUCUAAACUAAGAGUGAUGUAAGCCAGAUGUGUUUUUGUGGCAGUCAUUGAAUUUUUCUAGGGGCAGAAUUCUGAAUAUUUCAAGCUAUUCAACAGCAUUUUUGAGAUGUCAAAAAAAAAAACUUUUGAAGAAAUCAUUUCUUUUCUGCUUUUCUUUCGUGCAAUGAGGACAAGCUGCAGUUGCUGGCCCAGAACUUUCCUCUUUCUAUUUGCCCACACCAUUCAGUUUUCUUCAUGCAUAAAGGACAUGCUGUGAUGUUUUCUUUUGUUUCUUUGGGAGAAAAUACAUAACCCUGGAAAUAGGUUGCAGCAAAUCUUGGGUUUUAAUGCAAUAGCUCAAGGAUGGACUGGCACAUUUAAAAAAAAACAUUAUGAUAAAUGGAAAUGUCUUUGUGAAACAAAUAAUUUGUAUAACCAAUUAAAAGUCAUGCCUGUCUAGUGCUCAAACAUUUUGUGCAUCAUAGGUACAUCUUUGUUGCUUUGUUGGUUGGUGUUUUAUAUUUUGUAAGCAAGCUUUAAUAAAUUCUUAAUGUUUUGGA